Molecule: messenger RNA, 535 nt
Organism: Ambispora leptoticha
Lineage: Eukaryota; Fungi; Glomeromycota; Glomeromycetes; Archaeosporales; Ambisporaceae
Source: the annotation of a GenBank genome assembly
AUGGAAUCUAUCACUAUUACUAUCGUAAAUUUAUUCAAUGAAUUAGAAAACAAUUCAUCCAAUGAACAAAGAGAAAAAUUCAAUAAACUAAAAAAUUUAAUACAAUCUCUUAAUAAUAUCGAUACUCAUAAUUAUCAAAUAUUUACGUUUAUAGCAAUAGAAAUUCCAAUGAUUCCAGUAUUUGAAUUUAAUUAUUAUAUCAAUUACUUUAACAAUAACGAAUAUAAUUAUGAGUUAUUUUUAAAACUCGUAAAAAUACAUUUUUCACUUUCAUUAUUAUAUCAAGCAGCUUUUAUUCUUAAAGAUGAAAUCAUCGAACAAAAUACAUUUAUUGAAAACUUAAAUAAAGUUCGAGAAUUAACUCAAUCGUUUAUGAAAGAUCUUCUUGAAGAAGCUGUGAUUAGAGAAUUGAAUAAUAACACCACUACCAUCGACACCACCAACAUCAACACUCCCAACAUCAAUACCACCACCACCGCACCUACCACCAAUCCCACCAAAAAAAGACCAAUUGAAAUUGAAGUAGAGGAAAGUA